Toxorhynchites rutilus septentrionalis is the source of this 906-nucleotide messenger RNA. RefSeq lists its product as uncharacterized. The transcript is spliced from 4 exons. Lineage: Eukaryota; Metazoa; Arthropoda; Insecta; Diptera; Culicidae. The record is from RefSeq and is a predicted model, not a curated record. The coding region runs from base 193 to 906 and encodes 237 amino acids.
CUCUGUAAUUAAUAUAUUGAUUUCUCGAAAACUUGUACCGUGUUUAUCUUACAAUUAGUGGAAAUUGUUGAGAAAUAGUUUUUCUUAGCUGUUUCGAUGCUCCGAACCAAAAUUUAUUGUCAUUUAGUAGUGAAAAAAAGCCGUUGAAGUACACCCUCUGUCAAUCUACCUGCGAGAGAGAACGUGUGAAAUAUGGACGUCAAAAGCUGCGCAAAUUGCCCGGAGAACAUGCAAGUCGGACGAAAUUUGCUUGAGGCUGACUCCGAACAAUCUGCAAAAUUCAAAAGCCGUAUUGUUUGUGUCGUCCCCGGAUGUAAGCAGAGAUAUCGCCCCGGAAUUUCUUUUCAUGCCUUCCCUCCGAAAACGGACAAAUCGCGCCUCCAUUUCACCGUGUCGAACUUCUACUCUCCAACAACAAGCCGUGCCACUGAUCGCUUAAUUCUUAGGCCAUCAGCAGUUCCCGACUUGAAUUUGCCACAACCUCCCAUCAGCGAAGCCAGGAAAAGACUUAUUGAGGGCCGUGCUGAACGUGCUGCAAACCGUGCCAAAGUUGGGGCAGCGAUGGACCAGAGACAUGAUACACCAAACCUUUCAGAUCUUGCCAUCGAUGCUGAAUGUGCAGAUCAUCCCAAAGUCUGUGUUUCUACAGUAGAGAAAGCAGUUCAGGUAGACACUACGGAUUUGGAUAAACUUAAAGUCAAGCGUAUCUCAGCGAUUUCCUUUGGAAGCGAUGACGAUCUUGUAUCAUGGACUGGACUUACAUCAAGAGAAAUGCUCGAAUCUAUUGUCAAAGCAGUGACUCUCGUGAAGCAGUAUCGUCAAAAGCCUAAAUCUACAGUGAAGCUAGAAGAGGAAAUACCGGAUUCCUGCACAAUAGACAUGUUAAGAAUAUAUUUUUUUAAAUAA